UGAUAUUUCCCCAGUCAUUGGGGAAAAAGAAAAUCCAGUCCAGAGAUUGUGCAAAAAAGGAAAUCAUCAUGGAAAUGGAAACUAUCAAUCUUCACGCAUAUUUUACCUUUCUUCUUCUAUGUUAUUGUUGCACGUUGUGGUGUGGUGUGACUCCUUGCCAUGGCCAAUUCUGAUCUCUCAUUGCUUUUGCCAAGGGUUCUCAUUGUUUCUCGAAGAACUGUCCGCAAGAACAAAUUUGUAAAUUUUGUUGGUGAGUAUCAUCUGGAUCUCAUUGUAAAAUAUGGAGCUGUCCCUGUCAUUGUCCCAAGAGUUAGUGGACUUGAUACUCUCUUAGAAAGCUUUGAGCCUAUCCAUGGAGUUCUUCUUUGUGAAGGUGAAGACAUUGAUCCUUCUCAUUAUGAGGCAGAACUGUCUGGACUUUCACUUGAUGAGAUUGAGAACAUCAGGAACCUUCACCCGAGUGAUACCACCAUUGACAAAGAGAAAGACUCCAUUGAGCUAAGGCUUGCAAAGCUCUGCCUUGAAAGGAAUAUACCUUUUUUAGGUAUAUGCAGGGGGUCUCAAAUCCUCAACGUUUCAUGUGGGGGCACACUUUACCAAGAUAUAGACAAAGAGAUAUCGGUGAAAUGCCCCGAGUCUCAGAGAGUAGUUCAUAUGAACUAUGGAAAUUAUGAUGGACAUCGUCAUUCGAUGAACGUAGUAGCAAACACCCCCUUGCAUGAUUGGUUUAAGGACUCUUUUGAAGAUGAGAAAAUGGAGAUCAUGGUGAAUAGUUACCACCAUCAGGGUGUGAAGAGACUGGCACAGAGAUUUGUUCCAAUGGCAUAUGCUCUGGAUGGUUUGGUUGAAGGAUUUUAUGAUCCAAAUUCUUAUAAUCCUCAAGAUGGAAAGUUCAUUAUGGGGCUUCAAUUCCAUCCAGAGAGAAUGAGAAACCCAGACAGUGAUGAAUUUGAUUAUCCUGGAUGUAGCAUGGCUUAUCAGGAAUUUGUGAAGGCUGUCAUCGCAUAUGAGAAAAGACUUAAGGGCUCAGAAUUUAUCCCAAGGGCCACAAAGCUAAGUGAGGAACUGGAGCUAAAGAGAAGAGUCAUUGUGAAAAGCUUCUCAAUCGCUAAAGACAUUUACAAGUCUGAUUCUCAAAUGGUUACAGGCCAAAGUUCUGAACUUGAAGCAGGAGCAAACUUUCUACAGGCAACUACUGCUCUGAGUUUGCAGCAGGAGAAAAGGCUAAAACAGGUUGGUGCAACAGUCAGAAAUGGUUCAUAUUAUACACACGUGCUAAAAGUGAAUCAGGUGAGGGAGAAGCUUGCUAGGACUAUGAUGGCAAAUAUGUCCAUAGAACAUUUAUCUGAAUUAAUGUCCUUCUACGGAUUAAUGCGUCAGAUAUGUUCCGACACAUUGGAGAGGAAGAUGAAUGAACUAGUUCAGGAAGGGAGUUGAUUUUCUCGAUUAAUAACCCUGAAAGGCACACUUUCGUAGCAUUUUAAUUUCUUAGAAGUUAUUAUAGAGUUUUCCACCAAAUAUCCAAACACACUAUGCAAUAUGAGAGAAUUAUAAGUGUGAAGAAGUCUUUACUUUUUUUUUUUUGGCUUAUUAGCACUUUUGGUCCCCCAGGUUUCACAUUUGUGCAAACGAGGUCCCUUAAGUUUAAAUAUAGCGUUUUAGUACCUCCACGUUUAUCUCCGUCAACAGUUUUAGUCCCUCAGCGCAUUUCCGUCCAAAAGUUAACGUUUUUUGCUGACGUGUAUAAUUUUUAAUUGAUGUGGACACCCAUUAGGAGAGAGGACUCAUAAGACACACCAUGUGAGGUGCACAUGCUCCCUCUUCUUCACCACUACCCAGAAACAUCAUCUUCUUCAACCCAACCUAAGCAAAUCAACCCAGAUUUAUGCCUCUUUUCUCUUCUCUCUUGUGUGUUCAAACUUCAAAGUGAAAGAGAGGAAGAUGAUGCUGUGUUUGGGGUCCUGUUUUUGUUAUGGUUUGAAGUGCAAAAUCAAUUAUCAAUUAUCAAUCACAAUUGAAAGUGAGAUAUCAGAUUGGAACAUGAAUGUGAUGACACCAUCAACUCGUGAAAUCAUGUCUCUUGUGCUUUGAGAAAGAAAGAGCAAAAAUCCCCUUAAAAAUCAAACCUUUCUCCCUCUCCAUUCUCCACACCACCAUCAGACCUUUCUCCCUCUCCAUUUUUCACACCACCUAUCUCCCUCUUCAAUGUGGAAAGGUUCCUCCCUUCUUAUUUAUGGCAUCGGAUUCGAAGAGAGGAAAGCAAGAUCUACCUCAAAGUUCCUUCCUUUCUGAAAAAAGAGGUCGCCGGAGUUGACGGUGGCAGCGGCGGUGUGGCCAAAGGGGAAACUGGUUAGUGGGUUUUUUUACGGACAGGAUGGUGGUUUCAAUGGUGGUGGUCUCGUGAUGAAAGGACACGGGAGUUCGCUGGAAAACGUCGUCGGAGUUUUCACCGGGAAACUCGUCGGAAAUCACCUCUACGGUGGAGCACGGCGGGGGACGACGAGAGC
Lotus japonicus is the source of this 2507-nucleotide messenger RNA. RefSeq names its product putative glutamine amidotransferase GAT1_2.1. Gene Ontology annotation, cellular component: cytosol. The record is from RefSeq and is a predicted model, not a curated record. The transcript has 5 exons. Gene Ontology annotation, molecular function: hydrolase activity, acting on carbon-nitrogen (but not peptide) bonds, in linear amides. Lineage: Eukaryota; Viridiplantae; Streptophyta; Magnoliopsida; Fabales; Fabaceae. Bases 160 to 1437 code for a protein of 425 amino acids.